CGGAGAUUCAAAACUGUAUCAUGAGAGAAUACACAAUUUUCUUAUGUCAAACACGAAGAAAUGAUAUUUUUCAAACAAUUUCCGCUUUCUAGUCACUGAUAGAUUGAAUUUGCAAAAGAAAUAUGUCUUGCUAUUCCUGUGGAGCGGGAUUUGGUUUCUUCUCUAAAGAGCAUGGCUGCAAGAAUUGUGGAUUUGCUUUCUGUGGAAAAUGUUUGACAAAGAAAUGUGAGAUUCCGAAGCUUAACAAUGAGAAACAUAAAGUCUGCAACAAAUGUUAUAAUAUCUUAACAGGGAAGAUAAAUCCAGAGGAAAAGAAGAGAGACGUUUCUCCCCCAGAAGCUUAUAAAAAGAGAUUAGCAGCACUGCAGGAAAAAGAAAAGCACGGCAAAGAUAGUCAUUCCAAGAAAACUCACCUUGGUUCCAAAGGGUCUUCCAAACACCCCUCCCAUUCCACACCGGAGCGAGAGAUAGAGGAGAGGCUACAUAAACUAAAGCAGAAACCCCCAGAACAGGUUGCUAAAGAAAAUGUUUCGGAGAAAGAAAUCAAAGAGAGGCUAGCUCGACUCAAGGGAGAGAAUCCAGAUAUACAGGCCUCCCAGACGAAAAUGACAGCCCAUAAGCCGGUCGAACACAAAACCCAGCAACUUCAGAUAGAUGAUCUCCUGGAUGAAAUCUCUAAUGAAAUGGACCUAGAAAACAGGCUCCCGAAUAACAUCACUGAGUUGGAGGGCAGAUUAGCUGGUCUAAAGGGAGAAAGAAAUACUGAUCAGAGUGCUUCCACCAACGAAAAUGAUUUGAAUCGAGGAGAAACCAAAGAUACGAAACCUUAUGUAAAAAACAUCACAGAUGACAAUGGUAAAAAGUCCAAUGAGGAUGGAGGGGAGAUAAGUGCUGAGGAGAUAAACAAAAUAAUGGAGGAGACGAGCGAGGAGUGCGAGCUGGAGGCACGGCGGGCUCUGAAGAAUCUGGAGAAAGACAAGAACAUCAUGAAACGACUGCAGGAAAUCAAAGGUCGACAGAACGAGGACGUCAAUAAACAAGGUGAGGGGUCAGGCACUGAUGAUCCAGAAAAUCAGGCUGAGAAUUCAGACACUGACAAUGAGGAACAACAAGCCAGUGACAUCAUCAAACAGAUAAUGGAAGAGGACAAGUUAGAUGAGGCAGCAGCAAAGGAUGGAAUCUCUGUCAAUAGUAGUAACAAGCCUAGAAAGGCCCCCAAACCAGAACAGGAGGAGAUAGAGGAAGAUGAACUUCCAUACUGCUCCAUUUGUACGGAGGACGCCACCAUCAGGUGCCAUGGAUGUGACCUUGACCUUUACUGCAAUCGCUGCUGGAAGAUGCCAUCACCAAGAAAAGGUAAGAGGUCCACGUCCAAGUCUUCAUCUAGAAGUCGGUCAAGAAGUCGUUCACGAAGUCGAAGCAGAAAAGUUCUGAAGUCGCCUCCCACUGCAGAGAGAAAGACACGAUCCCCUGCCCGCACCAAGACUGCUUCACCAGCAAGAUCCAAAGCUGACACUCCUACCAGGGGAAAACCCCAGUCCCCAGCCAGGCGUGGACGAUCGGUGGAGCGAGCGGUCACCCCCACCAGACGGUCAGCCAGACUGGAGAACAAGGCAAAAGAUCCAGAAUUUAAGGAACCCUUAGAAGCUCUUCCAUCAAUGGAUAAGUCUAAGCGAGUCCCCAAGACAACUCAUCGUGAGUUUGGGGGAGCCAUCGGCUCAUUCUUCAUGCUGUUUGUGCUGCCCAUCACUGUGUACGGACUGAACAUCAUGUGCGACAAGAAAAGCUGUAAACCCCGAAAGAUGAAGAUUCCGACCGACCUGAAGCUGUUCUUUGAUUGGGAGGCAGCCGCCAUAUACCUGGGCUGGAUCGCUUUCCAAGCUUUCAUUUAUCUGCUUCCCAUUGGACGACUUGUCAAAGGUCAACCUUUGAGGUCAGGAGAGAGACUUGUGUAUAGAUGUAAUGGCUUUUAUGCCAUGUUGAUCAGUUUGGCUGCAUUUGGUGGAGCGGUGUACUUGGGAUACCCAGUCAAGAAAGUUCAUGACAAGUUCAUCGCUUUGAUCACCACAGGAACAAUCUUCUCCUUUGUGAUGAGUGUCCUGUUGUACAUCAAGGCCAGGCGCGGCCCCAACAGCAAGCUUGCCCCGGGAGGGAACACAGGAAAUGUCCUGUAUGAUUUCUUCAUCGGACAUGAGCUGAAUCCACGGAUUGGUAGCUUUGACCUGAAGUUUUUCUGUGAGCUGCGGCCCGGUCUGAUUGGUUGGUUGAUGAUUAACCUGGUGUUCCUGACUGAGGCUUACCAAAAGACUGGCACCUUUCCCCCAGCCCUCACGAUGGUGGUCGCUUUCCAAGCCCUCUAUGUGGCUGAUGCUCUCUGGUUUGAGGAUGCUAUUUUGACUACAAUGGACAUCAUUACGGAUGGCUUUGGUUUUAUGUUGGUGUUUGGGGACUUAGUCUGGGUGCCAUUCCUGUAUUGUUUACAGACCCGAUUCCUGCAAGAACAUGGCGACUCUCUCCCCUGGUACUGUCUGGCUGGAAUCGCAAUCUUAAACAUGGUUGGCUAUACAAUCUUCAGGGGCAGCAACUCUCAGAAAAAUGAGUUCAGGAAGAACCCCUACAACCCAGAGCUAGCACAUUUGGAGACGAUCCCCACGUCAACUGGAAAGAAGCUGCUGGUGUCAGGAUGGUGGGGAAUGUGUAGGAAGCCGAAUUACUUUGGAGACAUCUUGAUGGCUCUGUCCUGGUCCCUGGCAUGUGGUUCCAGUACACCCCUGCCCUACUUCUAUCCUGUGUACUUCACAAUCCUGCUGGUCCACCGAGAAAUGAGGGACUCCGAGCACUGUGCUAAGAAAUACAAAGCCAGCUGGGACCGUUACUGUGAGCGUGUCAAGUACAGAAUCUGCCCCCUCGUUUACUGAGCGCAGCCAAUACAGACACAUGCCAAAAAGUUUUAUUCCUGUCAGUCAUGUUUUAAUGUAAAGUGUAGUUAAAUUAUUUUUUUUUAAAUUUUUAUCACAUUUUAUUUCUGUCAGAAUCAUUCUUAUUUUUAAUGUAAUGUAUAAUGAUUUUUUAGUUUGUUUUUUAUUUUUGAGAAAAGUAAAGUUUUUACAACAAAAAAUUGUUUUAUGAUGGUGAAAAUUAUUUUAGGGAAAUGUAUACAAUACAAAUGUAGGAUUUUAAUUGAUAUUUGUUCAUUGUUCAUUUUUGAGUUUGGUGGCAAUACAGUUUUCUCAGGGCUGUAGAAGUAUUAUCAUUUUACAUUUAAUUCAGCAUUUCAUCUAGUGAUGUGCCAUUAGGUUUAUUUAUUCCUGAUGUAACAAUUUUAUGACCAAAAGUUUAGAAAUUAUGUCUUCAUUUGUAAAUAGUGUAAAUACAUGUAUUUGUACAUAACUAUUUGUGCCUGAUUAUGUUUGUUGUAAACUACAUCAAAUUUGUUGUCACUUAAUGUUUGAUGUGUACUUAAAUUUCACCAUGACUUAGACCUGAGAUAUAGAAAGUGGUCCCUCUAUAAAACAAGUUUUGGGUGACAGUACACAUGCACUUGAAGUUGUAAGAUUCUUGGACACUUUAUGACUAUUUUCAAAAAACAUUAGCUCAAAUUCUGUGUGACAAAAUAUUUUUCAAAAUACUCUUAAACUGCUAAAAAUAAAAUAUAAAAGAUGG
Molecule: messenger RNA, 3663 nt
Organism: Magallana angulata
Lineage: Eukaryota; Metazoa; Mollusca; Bivalvia; Ostreida; Ostreidae
Product: delta(14)-sterol reductase LBR-like
Exons: 20
Coding region: 123-2918 (931 amino acids)
Biological process (GO): sterol biosynthetic process
Cellular component (GO): endoplasmic reticulum membrane; nuclear inner membrane
Molecular function (GO): oxidoreductase activity, acting on the CH-CH group of donors, NAD or NADP as acceptor; metal ion binding
Source: RefSeq, a predicted model, not a curated record